UUCUUUUUCUUUUGUGUGGGUCCAUUGCGAUUAUUUUUCAGGGAAACUUAUUUUCAUUUGUCCUCCGCCGUCACCGAUCACCGGAGAUCUCAUCCCCUCUUCUCUUUUUCUCAAUUUUAGGGUUCUUCCGUUCGCAACAUCUCGCGCCUAUUGAAUCCAAUCAAUUGGUUUUUCGAAGAUAUUAAACGAGAUUCUGAGCACGAAAGGGGGGAAUAAAUCAUGUCGGCGCUCUUCAAUUUUCACUCAUUCCUGACGGUGGUGUUAUUAGUAAUUUGUACCUGCACGUAUAUCAAGAUGCAUUUUCCUGCCAUUCUUGAACAGAGAACUGGAUUUCGAGGGUUCUUUUGGAAGGCUGCUAGGAUUGGUGAAAGGCUGAGUCCGUGGGUGGCUGUAGGAUGCUUCACAAUAGGUGUAUCAAUAAUAUUUUUCUAAAAGAAUCCAAGUUCGUGUAUGCAAAUUUUGUUCGUUACAAGCUGCUGUUUGCAAUUAGAAGCUGGGUUCUUCCAAAAUGGCUUAUAUGUAGAAGAUUUUUUUGUACCGUUCUUUUGUGGAUGAUGAUCAAGGUGUCCAUUUUUUUUAUGAAGUCAACCUAGUAAUGUAAGAUAAUUGGUAUUAUUGAUUACAUGAUGGGAAACUUAGUGUAAUUGUUUGUGACAACAGAAUUUUAGUACAUGUAUUAUUGUACCACGGUCAA
Molecule: messenger RNA, 694 nt
Organism: Spinacia oleracea (spinach)
Lineage: Eukaryota; Viridiplantae; Streptophyta; Magnoliopsida; Caryophyllales; Amaranthaceae
Exons: 5
Coding region: 220-432 (70 amino acids)
Source: RefSeq, a predicted model, not a curated record